UUUGAUUAUUUCUUUAAUAAACGAAACCUAAAAAGGGCUCCACCCCCGAUGGUUGGUUCGACAACAACAACCUGCUGUCUGGCUGCCUUUGCAGCAGUGACUGUCGGAGAGGACAGGACCGUGGUCGAGAUGCAGGCCCCAGCGGGCCCCAGUCCUGGGCAGACCUGCGUGCUGAUCCUGAUCUUCACUGUGCUCCUGCAGUCCCUCUGCGUGGCCGUGACUUACAUGUACUUCACCAGUGAACUGAGGCAGAUGCAGGACAAAUACUCCCAAAGUGGCAUUGCUUGUUUCUUAAAGGAAGACGAUAUCCCUUGGGACCCCAAUGAUGAAGAGAGUAUGAACACCCCGUGCUGGCAAGUGAAAUGGCAGCUCCGUCAGUUUGUUAGAAAGAUUUUGAGAACCUAUGAGGAAACCAUUCCUACAGUUCCAGAAAAGCAGCUAAAUAUUCCUUACCUAGUAAGAGAAAGAGGUCCUCAGAGAGUAGCAGCUCACAUAACUGGAACCAGUCGGAGAAGAAGCACAUUCCCAGUUCCAAGUUCCAAGAAUGAAAAAGCUUUGGGUCAGAAAAUAAACUCCUGGGAGUCAUCAAGAAAAGGACAUUCAUUCUUGAAUAAUUUGCACUUGAGGAAUGGUGAGCUGGUUAUUCAUCAGAGGGGGUUUUAUUACAUCUAUUCCCAAACAUACUUUAGAUUUCAGGAACCUGAGGAAACAGAACAGAACAGAAAGAGAAACAAACAAAUGGUACAAUAUAUCUACAAAUACACAAGUUAUCCUGACCCGAUACUGCUAAUGAAAAGUGCUAGAAAUAGUUGUUGGUCUAAGGAUUCAGAAUAUGGACUCUAUUCCAUCUAUCAAGGUGGGAUAUUUGAGCUGAAGGAAAAUGACAGAAUUUUUGUCUCUGUAAAUAAUGAGCAAUUGAUUGACAUGGACCAAGAAGCCAGUUUUUUUGGCGCCUUUUUAAUUGGCUAAAUAAUCUGCAAAGGAAAAACAGUAUUCUCAACAAAUAUUGCUUGUCACAACAAAGCAAGGAAGCCUGAGCAAAGCUGCCUCAACCAAAAGACCAAAACAACACACGGUUUUCUAAUAUCUGUGAAAGUGACCAAGUCUAAGAAAGCAACCAAGAAGAAAGUGAAAUUGCCAAAAGACCUUGGGCUCUUCCUGAUAUCAGCUUGCUAGCAGGAAUCUAGAAGAUUCUGUUACCAAACACUUGUGUACCUAUAAACAUCUGUCUUUAUUAUCUAUUCUUGUGAAGAUUCCAGAAGAUUAAUGACCAUCUCUUAAGUAGUAUAUCACCUUGGUUGCUUUCAAGUUGCCAUUCCCAAAGUUGGAAGAGAAAGGGGAACCAGUCAAAGGUCAUGAUCUUGGGAGGCAAUCUUCUGCCUAUACAUGCGAUGUGCGAAGGCAAUUUGUGUUGUGCAUGACGUCAAAGGAGGUAUCUCAUACAUCUGGAUUUGGUGGAAAUAAUAUCGUGUUGUUAAAAAAACAAACUAAAUUUAUGAUGCCCAAAUAAGGAGCUAUUUCUGAAUGGCUUGUGCUUUUUCCUACCAAAAGUCAAACUGGCCAAAAGCACUAAUAUUUUUGAUAAAGGACUCUAUGAUGAGUGAACUGCCAAUCAGAAAUCAGGGAAUUUGGUCUCAUGGGGGCAGGAGGAGAAAUGGGAAAGUGGAAAUGACAAACACAGGUAAAUCAGCAGAAAAGAGCCAAAGAAAGAUCUGAUUCCCACUCCCGACCCUAUUCUCCAUUGUCAAAUGUCUUAUCUAGUAUACAUCUCCUUAAGGUUGUAUCAUUUUUUUGCCUUUGUCAGAACAGCAAUUGCUUUUAUCUUCCAAAAUUGUGACACAGAAUAGUUCAUUGUGCCAUUUAAUCUAACCAGUUGGAGAAAAAAAUUAGUUGGCGUAUUUGUCUAAUCUCUUCUAAUUAUUAUCCUAAGCACAGCUUAACUUACACUUUCAGGUUGUGUGCUCAAAUGUUCAUUUAAAUGUGUCUGAUCAAAUAGGGCUUUUUCAAAAAGGCUCAUUUAAAUUUAAAUUUACAGCAUGCUGCAGAUUCCUGGUACUUCUGGCCUUUUGUACUCUAUUUUCCAUAGCACUAGUCAAGUUCUUACAUACUGACAAAUUGGCUUAUUUGUUACUCUGUUUUUUAAAGCCUGCUUCCUAUCUCUAGAAUAUAAGGCUGUGAUAGCAGGGAACAUUUAGUCCUGCUCAUAUCUGUAACCUCCGUACCUGGGACAGUACCUGAAUAUAGUAACCACACAAAAUGUAUUUGUGAAUAAAUGAAUGACUGAGUAAAUGAAUAUCUAAUCAUAUGGGGGAAAACAUGAAAAAUAUCCCCUGCCUUAACCCUUACACUGAAAAAACUUCAAGGAAUUUCAAAAGUAACCUCAGAGUGAGGUUUUAUUUUUUAUUUUAUUUUUAAUUUUUUUUUAAGAUUUAAUUUUUAAGUCCUCUCUACACCCAGCAAAGGCCUCAAACUUACAACCCCAAGAUAAGAGUCACAGGCUCCACCGACUGAGCCAGACAGGCGCCUCAAAGAAGAACUUUUAAGCAAAGAUUUAAAACUCAAAGUAAAAAACUGCAAUGAUUGUGAAUAUAAAAUUCAGAAAUGAAAGAGAAUAUCAAUUUUUACUCUAUAUUUUUAUACUAAAUUUUAAAAAUGUUACUUUUUCAAUAAAAAUGACAUGUUAAAAAUG
This is a messenger RNA of Acinonyx jubatus (cheetah), 2689 nucleotides long. RefSeq names its product TNF superfamily member 10 (gene TNFSF10). Gene Ontology annotation, biological process: immune response. The record is from RefSeq and is a predicted model, not a curated record. The transcript is spliced from 5 exons. Bases 49 to 969 code for a protein of 306 amino acids. Gene Ontology annotation, molecular function: CD40 receptor binding; tumor necrosis factor receptor binding. Gene Ontology annotation, cellular component: membrane. NCBI's taxonomy places the organism in Eukaryota, Metazoa, Chordata, Mammalia, Carnivora, Felidae.